Molecule: messenger RNA, 3010 nt
Organism: Culicoides brevitarsis
Lineage: Eukaryota; Metazoa; Arthropoda; Insecta; Diptera; Ceratopogonidae
Product: elongation factor-like GTPase 1
Exons: 2
Coding region: 60-2900 (946 amino acids)
Biological process (GO): cytosolic ribosome assembly
Cellular component (GO): cytosol; ribonucleoprotein complex
Molecular function (GO): GTPase activity; ribosome binding; GTP binding
Source: RefSeq, a predicted model, not a curated record
AGUCGUGGUUCACAAAAAUUUUAACUUUUAACAUCAAUUUUUAAUAAUUUUUCCUAAAAAUGGUCAAAGUAAACAUUGAAAAAAUCAAGGAACUGCAGCAAAAGACCAAAAACAUCCGAAAUAUCUGCAUUUUAGCGCAUGUUGAUCAUGGAAAAACUACUUUGGCUGAUUCGCUUAUUGCCAGCAAUGAGAUUAUUUCCCAAAGAUUGGCGGGUCAAUUGCGUUACAUGGACUCCCGUACCGACGAGCAGGAACGUCAAAUCACGAUGAAAUGCAGUUCAAUAUCACUUUAUCACAAAUCCGUGGCAGUUAACGAGGAAUUUUUGAUAAAUCUCAUCGAUUCGCCGGGUCACGUUGACUUUUCGAGCGAAGUAUCGACCGCGAUUCGAUUGUGCGAUGGCGCUGUAAUUGUUGUGGAUGCUGUCGAAGGCGUUUGUGCCCAAACGAGGGUCUGUUUGCAGCAGGCGUACAACGAACACUUGAAACCGGUGCUUUUUAUCAACAAAAUUGACCGGCUCAUCAUGGAAAUGGACCUCAACACGACAGAUGCGUACAAAAGAAUCACCCAAAUUUUGGAACAAAUCAACGCGGUGCUCGGAAAUAUCUUUGCAAGUGAUGUUUUGUCGAAAGAAACGGAAGAUAGUCAUAUUUCAGCGUUGGAAGACUCUGACGAUUCAUCUCUUUACUUCGAUCCGUUGCUGGGAAACGUGAUUUUCGGUUCGGCUUUGGAUAAUUGGGGAUUCACGAUUGACACUUUUGCCGCGUUGUGCGCUCCAAAGCUCCAAAUGAGCGUAAAUGACGUCAAAAAUGGGUUAUGGGGCAACUUUUACUACAGCCAAGCAAAGAAAAAGAUCGAAAACGGCGCUUCCGAUAAGGGACGAAAGCCGAUGUUCGUUUCCAUGAUCCUCGAUCCGAUUUGGAAAAUUUAUUCGUUGGCCAUGGAAAAGCAAAAUACCGAAUUUGAGGCAUUUGGGAAGAAAUUGGGACUGAAUUUGACGAAACGUGACCUGAAUUUCGUCGAUCCGAGGGUUCCGAUUAAAGCACUUUUCUCCCAGUGGCUGUCUUUGCAUCAACAAUUGUUCGAGAUGAUCGUACAAAAGAUUCCGGCGCCAAAUGCGAUCACAACAGAGAAGUUGUACAAACUUUUAUCGACAAAUCCCGAUCAUAUCAAAAGUCUUCCAGAGGAAACGCAGAAUUUGACGAAGGAAUUAUCGAAAUGUGACCCGUUGGAAGCGACAAAAAUCGUUUUUGUCUCAAAAAUGUUCGCAGUUAACGUGAAAACAUCUCCAGAAUUGCAAAAAUUGCAAAAUGACCCGAACGACGAUGAAGUAUUUCUCGCAUUUGCUCGUGUCUACAGCGGAACGUUGCGCGUUAACGACAAAGUUUUCGUUUUAGGGCCCAAACACAGUCCAAAUAACGUGGAAAAUAGUCCUUACAUCACGGAAAUCACCGUAAAGCAUCUUUUUCAGCUCAUGGGACGCGAUCUCGAGGCAGUCACGGAAGUUCCUGCGGGAAAUAUCGUCGGAAUUGGCGGUUUGGAGUCCGUUAUCUUCAAAACAGCUACUCUCAGUACCACGCCGUACUGUCCGCCAUUCAUAGAUUUGCCAAAUAUUGCAACGCCCAUCCUCAGAGUCGCCGUUGAACCGAAAAAUCUUCAAGAUAUGCCGAAAUUGCUUGCAGGAUUGAAGUUGUUGAACCAAGCGGAUCCUUGUGUGCAAGUCCUGAUUCAAGAAACGGGCGAACAUUGCUUGUUAACGCUCGGAGAAGUGCAUUUGGAACGUUGUAUCAAGGAUUUGGAAGAAACUUUUGCCAAAAUUGAAGUUCAAACGUCGAAACCGAUCGUGCCUUUUAGAGAGACAAUCGUUAAAUUCGUCCCUGCUGAAGAUGCGGAAGAUGUUAAACUGAAAACGCGCGAAGAUUUUGUCGUCGAAAUGCAAACUGCCAAUAAAUUGUGCCAAAUUACCAUGAGAGCGGCACCUUUGCCAGCGGAAGUUACCAAAUUAUUAGAAGAUAAUGCGGAAAUUAUCUCAAAAUUGUUGGAUAACAGCUCAAAUUUACCUAAAAUCGAGGAAUUUAAGAAAAAUUUGAUCAUGGAAAUGGAAAAAAAUGACACUGACAUACCUUUUAAGUCCUUAGAUCAAAUUUGGAGCAUCGCAACGAAGAAAGUUCCCACGAAUAUUUUGCUCAAUUGCACGGAUUUCAAGAACGGAAGUCCUUUUCUCGCUGAUUUUGUGAAAAAUGACUCCGAUAUUCGCUCAAAAUAUGACAAUUCCUUCAUCAAUGGGUUCCAACUCGCCACACAAUGCGGUCCAAUUUGCGAAGAGCCCAUGCAAGGUGUCUGUUUCAUCAUCGAAAAGUGGGAAAUUCAAGACGUCGACACCGAAUCCACUGCCAAUUACGGUCCCUUUUCCGGUCAAAUCAUUUCCGUGGUGAAAGAAGCCUGCAAACGUGCCUUCCAACUGCAUCCACAGCGACUUGUGACGCCAAUGUACACAUGUACCAUCGUUGUCGACGUGAAUGUUCUCAAUAAAUUAUAUGCCGUCAUUGGGAAAAGAAACGGCGAAAUUGUUUCCGCUGACUUAAUUGAAGGCAGCGGGCAAUUUAGUGUGACAGCGAAUUUGCCUGUAAUCGAAUCUUUUAAUUUUGCCAAGCAAAUUAGGACAGAAACGUCGGGAUUGGCGAUGCCUCAACUGAUUUUCAGUCAUUGGAAGGUGCUGGAAAUGGAUCCGUAUUGGGUGCCCACGACAAAAGAGGAGAUUGAGCAAUACGGCGAUAAAGCAGAUUCGGUAAAUGUGGUGAGGGUUUACAUGGAUUCCGUGCGGGAACGGAAAGGGCUUUAUGUCGAGAAGAAAGUUGUGGAACACGCGGAAAAGCAAAGAACGCUUUCGAAGAAUAAAUAAAGUUUUUAUUUUAUUUUUUUUUUAACAAAAAAUAUAUGAAUUUCUUAAAAUUUUAUUCGAGAAAAGGCGCGAAAAAUAAUUUUGACAGAUGACAGGUGUCAAAAAUUUUG